UUAACUACUUCCGGGUGAAGAGGAUGUUCUGAUUUUCAGUAUUGAUAUGUUGUGCUGCAUGAGUCGCUAUCUGAGAAACGCAGGUGUAAAAUCCAACUUCGUUAAGCAACGUACAUUUUUUACCAAACUAAGUGAAUAGAGUUAAUAUGACGACAGGCUAUUGACGCAAAUUAAUAAAGAUGGCUUCACCAUCGCUAACAUCAGGCGUAGUGGUACUAGCGGAGCCAGUGACAAGCCCUUCACCAAGUCCAAGCAGCAAAAUACUGGCGACAACUCAGUCUUCUCAGGCCAAAGGAAAGAAACGACCCGCAAGCCCGGGCAACAGUUCUUCUCCUGCCUUGGUCAGCGGCAACACUAGCAAAAAGAAGAGAUUAAGUUUCUCCGCCAGCAUGAUUGAGCCCCCACCACAGCCACCACAGGCAUGUCGUCUGUUCGUAUACACCCGGCUCAAUCGCAGCGUACCCGUUCUUCAGGUGUACUUUGAUGAGGAGAAAGACUUAAAGGAGGACUACCUUUUGACAAGACAAUCCAUGAACGCUUUGAUCCAGCUGAUUCACAGAGAGAAGGACCACGGAUGGGCUGUUCAACUGGAAAUCCUCAUCUUUGUGUACUGGCUGGCACACGGCCUCUCUUUCAGGUUGGUGGCGCGAGCUUUCGACGUGCCGGCAAGCACCACGCACAGGGUCGUACACAACAUCGCCAAGCAGCUGAUGGACAACCUGGGCAAGGCCAUCUCCCUGCCCAAACCGGAAGAGAUGGAAAGAAUUGGGCAAAGUUUUGGGAAACUCACCCGGAACGCAGCCUUCAGUAAGGCGGUGGGUGCCAUUGGCUGUUGCCACAUGCACGUCAAGCCGUCUGGCAACCGCUGCCAUGUAGACUACAUCAACGACAGACUGUCCUUCUCCAUCCGACUUCAGGCCAUCUGUGACGCCACAGGAAAAUUCCUUGACAUUUUUGUGGGGUACCCCGGGUCUGUACAUGACAGCCGCGUGCUGAAGAGCAGCCCGCUGUACGCAGGGACAGGAUACCCACCCCCAGGUUUCCUCAUAGUGGGCGAUGACGGGUACCCAUGCCUGGAGGAGCCAAUCUGCCUCAUCACGCCCUACAAGUUGCCCCUGCAGGAGAGAGCCCAGGAGAGGUUCAAUCUGCACCUGUCCCGGAUGCUCUCAGUCACCCAGAAAAGCUUUGGGAUAAUGAAAACGAGGUGGAGGUCCACCCUCUUCAAGGCCAUAGAGGUAAACCCAGACUUUGCCCCCAGUGUCAUCUCCGCCUGUGCCUUCAUCCACAAUGUCUGCCUAAUGAACGGCGACGUGGUGGAGCCUGACCCCAACCUUAGGAAUGAAGUUAUGGGUCCCCUGCCCCCACCUGAUCCCCUCGGACCAGACGAAAGGAGAGGGGACCUCUUGAGGGACGGUCUGUGCGCCCAGGUGUCUGUGUCUGAUGUCACUUUUGAACAUCUAGAGGAGCAUGACUAUGCAUAAUAUUUAUCUCAAAUUCAUCUGAAAACCAAUUGUAAAAGAUACUUAAUUUGUUUUAAUAAAUGUUUUGUUCUUUUUGCUCUUGAA
This is a messenger RNA of Conger conger (European conger), 1565 nucleotides long. RefSeq names its product INO80 complex subunit C (gene ino80c). Gene Ontology annotation, biological process: chromatin remodeling. The transcript has 2 exons. NCBI's taxonomy places the organism in Eukaryota, Metazoa, Chordata, Actinopteri, Anguilliformes, Congridae. Gene Ontology annotation, cellular component: Ino80 complex. Bases 180 to 1481 code for a protein of 433 amino acids. The record is from RefSeq and is a predicted model, not a curated record.